This is a messenger RNA of Necator americanus (New World hookworm), 693 nucleotides long. RefSeq lists its product as uncharacterized. The transcript has 7 exons. Gene Ontology annotation, cellular component: Ku70:Ku80 complex. The coding region runs from base 1 to 693 and encodes 230 amino acids. Lineage: Eukaryota; Metazoa; Nematoda; Chromadorea; Rhabditida; Ancylostomatidae. Gene Ontology annotation, biological process: telomere maintenance; double-strand break repair via nonhomologous end joining. The record is from RefSeq and is a predicted model, not a curated record. Gene Ontology annotation, molecular function: telomeric repeat DNA binding; double-stranded DNA binding.
AUGGCUGAGGUAGCACAGUCGGUGUUAGUGACACAUAGGAUGUCUGAUGAUGAGUUCGAAGAAAAGAAAGUGAAACAGCAAGGAAAAACGAAAACAAUACUGAAGAAGGACAAGUAUGGAGCUUUGGUGCUAGUCAUCGAUUGUGGGCGUUCAAUGCAAGAAAUGUGCGAUGGAAGAAGCCAUUUUUCUAUGGCAAAAGAAGCCGCUGAUUGGAUCCUUUCGAGAAAGAUUUUCACCCAAGCCAAGAAUCGAUGCUCAAUUAUUCUAUUCGGUUGUGAAGAAACAAAAAACCAUCUCGAUAUCAACGGAGUGUUCCAGCAGGAUGAGGUCCUGUCAAAAAUAAGUUUCGAUCAUCUUCGUUUUCUCAACCAUGAAGUGAAUUAUAACCUAAAAAACGUCGGAAAUGCUGUCGAUGCUCUAGUCGUUGCGACAGAUUUCUUACAUAACCAGACUGACGGCGAUGCCGCAGUGGAAACGAAAAGUAUCUUGGUCUUCACCAAUGGCUUGGCGGACUGUGGUGAUCGAGAUUCUGAAGUAUCCGCAGUGGUAAAUGGAAUUAACGCUCUGGAAGCCACGCUUGUAGCUGUUGGUAUCAGUGAAGACUCCAUCGAGUCGCGGUCAAGUCAAAAACAAAUUAUGGACAUUAUCAAGAAGACGGAUGGCUCAAGCUAUAGCUUCGAGUUGGUCGCUUAA